AUGGCCAAGGAUUCCGCGAUUGAAGAAACUCAGCAGACUCUGGUGCAGCGCUUCAGAGCUUGGGGUGAAAACUCAUUCCCGCCGACUUUGCUCGCUUCUCUCAUCUUUGCGCAACAUGCACGUCCCUUCCAAUUCUUCCCUAUGCUGUUCCCGCCUAUUCUGCUUUUCACCAGCUAUGCCAAUCUACAGGGCUACAAGACCGAGACGGCCGGUAUCAGUGCUGCCUGGUCUGGCCUCUAUCUUCUGCUGGCAGGUCGACGUCGCCAGCAGGUCAUGAAGAAGUUCGGAGCUCGCGGCAUUGUGCGCGGAGCGACCAUGGGUCUCUGUCUCGUCAACAUGAUCGGUGGUGGAUUGGCAUACACCCUCGGAAAGCGAGAGGAGGAAGAGACCAAGCCCACGCAGUAA
Messenger RNA from Penicillium diatomitis, 405 nucleotides. RefSeq lists its product as uncharacterized. NCBI's taxonomy places the organism in Eukaryota, Fungi, Ascomycota, Eurotiomycetes, Eurotiales, Aspergillaceae. The transcript has 2 exons. The coding region runs from base 1 to 405 and encodes 134 amino acids. The record is from RefSeq and is a predicted model, not a curated record.